Molecule: messenger RNA, 2201 nt
Organism: Neoarius graeffei (lesser salmon catfish)
Lineage: Eukaryota; Metazoa; Chordata; Actinopteri; Siluriformes; Ariidae
Gene: gtf3aa
Product: general transcription factor IIIAa
Exons: 9
Coding region: 52-1065 (337 amino acids)
Cellular component (GO): nucleus
Source: RefSeq, a predicted model, not a curated record
GCCGUAGUGCCCACGGUCUGUUAUUUAUGCGGCUACAUUUUCUUGCUUAUCAUGCGGGAAAUUAAUAAACCAACUUCCGGAAUGUUUAUCUGCUCUUUUCCCGACUGCUGGGCGUCCUACGAUAAAGAGUGGAAGCUUGAGGCUCAUCUGUGUAAACACACCGGAGUGAGGCCCUUUGAGUGCAAAUAUGCUGGAUGCAUCAAAUCGUUCUGCACUAAAUCUCAUCUCGCUCGUCAUGAGCUCACUCACACCGGAGAGAAACCCUUCAGCUGCAGUGAAGACGGCUGCACAGAAAGUUUCACCACAAACUUUAACCUGAGGAAACACAUUUCACGUAAACACCAACAGGAUGUGAAUCUGUACAUCUGUACGUUUGAAGGAUGUGGCAAAAGCUUCAAGAAGAACAACCUGCUGAAGACUCACGAAAGCACGCACACAAACCAGCUCCCAUAUGAAUGUACACAUGAGGGCUGCGAGAGACGCUUUGCGAAUCCCAGCAAAAGAAAACGUCAUGAGAAAGUGCACAAGGGUUACACGUGUCCAGCUGAGGAUUGCUCAUUUGUUGCAAAGACGUGGACUGAACUCACCAAGCACAGGAAAGAGCAUAAAGUGAGGGUGCAGUGUGACGAGUGUAAGAAGACAUUCAGGGAUCGGUGGUUCCUGAAACAGCACCAGCGCGUUCACUCUGAAGCUCGGGUCGUGUUCCUGUGUCCGAGAGAUGGGUGUAAGCGUUCCUACACCACCGCCUUCAACCUGCAGAGCCACAUCCUGUCCUUCCAUGAGCAGCAGCGAACAUUCAGCUGCACUGAGCCCGGCUGCACCAAAACCUUCUCCAUGAAGCAAAGUUUACAGCGUCACGCUGUGGUUCAUGACCCUGAGAGAAAGAAACAGAAGAAACCCCGUCCAACACGAUCACUGGCAUCUCAUCUGAGUGGCUACAAAAUGGCAAAAAAAUGCCGGUCAGAAACACCAGACCUCAGCGAAUCUCCUCCGGUGAUCUCAUCAGAACCUGUCAAGAAUGAUGUAACGAGCCCAGCCAUGUCUGAUGCUGAAAUCGUCCAAUAAGAGCAAGUGACGUCUGAAACCUGUGUUCUCGUAUUAGAGCCACUUGUGGCAGAGUCCCACAGCCAAUCAGAAGUCAGUGAAUUUCAUAACGUUGUAGAAACUAGCCAAUCACAACAACAAGUCUCUUGCUAUGGUAGCGACCAGCCAAUGAGAAUCAAAUCGUUAGCUGUGUCCCCAUUCACAUUUGUGACAUCUGACAGCCUGAUAACGACCAAUCGGAUUCCAGUAAAAUAAAAUGUGUCUAUCAGAUUUUAAGAAAAUUAGUCACAUCUACAAAACUUAGUAUUUGCUCAUUACUUAAACUACCCCAGAGUAGGGUAAACAGCAGGUUACUGUAAAAAUGUGUUGAGAAAACGUCUGAAAAAAGGUCACUGCUAAAAUGUGGACCUCAAAACAAGUUAUUUAGGAAGUUUGUUCGGAUUUGGAUCCCUUCAGGUUCCAUCCUGAUCCCAGUUGACUUUUUUUUUUUGUAUUCAUCGACACCACCCAAGUGUGUGUUUUGUGUAAAAAGCUGUUUUAUUGUCAUCACAUCAAUGCUGCGGAGACUCUUUGUUCCGCUCUGAUGGAGAACCGUCCGGUUCCUGGUUUGAUUUGGGAGUGUUGGAGGGAGUCUGUGCUGUGGGUCGCAUCCCCUGAGCCUGCAGCUCUUUAGCAGAUGGAGGACGCAGGACGCAGCUGGCUGCUCGACCCUCCCGGAUGAGUUGGGGUUUGUUGACGAAGCCAAGGGGAGCCGUUAUUCUCCCGACCAUCUCAUCCAGAACCAAAUCCUGUGACCAAGGAGAGAGACGAUCACCUGAGCGUGUGCUGACUUUACACUUUCACAUCACAGAUUGAGAGUGUUACGGGACACCUUUACCUGGAACUAGCUAGCAAACUGAACUACCUAGCUCACUACACGGUUUCAAAAGUUAGUCAAUUUGCCUUUGUACUGUAAUGUUUGAUUUUGUUUUCAUUUUUUUAACAUUUGACUAUACAAACUUAUCUAAGCAUUGUGUUGUUACUGGUUCUGUCCUAAAUGGCAGCAUGAUCAGCUUUGUUUUCAACCUGUAAAUGAGUUUGUCUUUAAAAAUGGCCUAAGCUAGAAUCAAAAUUCUUGUCAUUUUGAUUAACACAUUAAAAAUAACCCCAUGAUCAAU